AUGUGCCACAGGAAGAAGGCAUAUAGUACCACAGAGACCAGGAAUGCACUAUCUGUACCCCUCUACAAAGGGUACACUACCUGUCACAGGCUCCUGCUCACAGCCUCCUUUUAUACCUGUGGGCACCCUCCCCCCUCUGCCCAGCCCACUAUUGAAUCAGUGCCACCCAGUGUUGCUGGGGGAAGUGUUCUUCUACUUGUUCACAAUCUCCCAGAGAAUCUUCAAGCUCUUUACUGGUACAAAGGGGUGAUUGCACACAAGAAGUUUGAGAUUGACCGACACAUAAGACAAAUAGAUUCAAGUUUGCAGGGGCCAGCACACCGUGGUAGAGAGGCAUUGUUCAGCAAUGGAUCCCUGCUACUCUACAAUGUCACCUAGAAAGACGCUGGAUUCUACACCCUACGAAUUCUGACUACAGAUCUAAAAGCUGAAGAAGCCCAUGUGCAACUCGAGGUGGACACCUCCGUUUCUACAUGUUCUACCUCUCCAACCUCCACCAUAGUCACAAUCAAAUCAGUGCCUCAGUAUGUUGCUGAUGGGGAAAGCGUUCUUCUCUUAGUUCAUAAUCUGCCAGAAGAUCUUCAGGAAUUUUACUGGUACAAAUCAGUGCAUAGGACAGACAUCUUUAAAAUUGCAAAAUACAACAGAGCCAUGAAUUCCACCAUCUGGGGGCUUGCAUACAGCCAAAGAGAAAUGGUGUACACCAGUGGAUCCCUGCUGAUCAAGGACGUCACUGAGAAAGACGCAGGAUUAUACAUGCUAGAAACUUUGAACAAAGAUUACAAAAUUGAUAAAGCAUUUGUGCAACUCCAGGUGAACAAGCCUGUGACACAGCCCUUCAUUCGAGUCAUUGACACCACAGUCACAGUACAGAGCUCUGUGGUCUUCACUUGCUUCUCAGCUGACCCUGGAAUCUCCAUCCAUUGGAUCUUCAAUAACCAGAGUCUGCAGCUCACAGACAGGAUGACUCUGUCCUCCAAAAAGUGCCGACUCAGCAUAGAUCCUGUCAGGAUGGAGGAUGCUGGAGAGUAUAAGUGUGAGGUCUCCAACCCAGUCAGUUCAAAGACUAGCCUCCCAGUCAGCCUGGUCAUGAAGAAAGAGUGA
Molecule: messenger RNA, 1104 nt
Organism: Peromyscus californicus insignis
Lineage: Eukaryota; Metazoa; Chordata; Mammalia; Rodentia; Cricetidae
Product: carcinoembryonic antigen-related cell adhesion molecule 5-like
Biological process (GO): T cell activation
Cellular component (GO): external side of plasma membrane
Source: RefSeq, a predicted model, not a curated record